AUGAGCGCGGAGGCGGCCCAGGCGGGGUCCCGCGCCGGCAAGGCGGCCCCGGGACCCGGCCCGCCGCCACCGCCCGGCAUGCGGCCGCCCGCCGCCCCUCCUCGGACGGCGCCGGAUGGCGGCGGCCUGUUCGGCUGGCUGCGCGGGCGCUGUCUGGGCCGCAGCGCCGCCGUGGACCCGGCGCGGGACAGCUUCCGCGCCAUGACCGGGCUGUACGGCUCCAUCCAGCCCGCCGACUCCGUGUACCUCAGCACCCGCACGCACGGCGCCGUCUUCAACCUCGAGUACUCUCCGGACGGGUCUGUGCUGACAGUUGCUUGUGAACAGACUGAAGUGCUGCUUUUUGACCCAAUAUCUUCAAAGCACAUCAAAACUCUCUCUGAAGCUCAUGAAGAUUGUGUAAAUAAUAUCAGGUUUCUAGAUAAUCGACUUUUUGCAACUUGUUCUGAUGACACUACAAUAGCACUUUGGGAUCUGAGAAAGCUGAACACAAAAGUGUGCACUUUACAUGGUCACACCAGCUGGGUUAAGAACAUUGAGUAUGACACCAAUACAAGACUGCUGGUGACAUCAGGAUUUGAUGGAAAUGUGAUCAUCUGGGACACAAACAGGUGCACUGAAGAUGGGUGUCCCCACAAGAAGUUUUUUCACACCCGUUUUCUUAUGCGAAUGAGGUUGACACCAGACUGUUCCAAAAUGCUGAUCUCUACAUCCUCUGGAUAUCUUCUGAUUUUGCAUGACCUUGAUCUAAACAAAACUCUAGAGGUUGGCAGCUACCCCAUUUUAAGAGCUAGGAGGACUGCAUCAAGUUCAGAUAUAACAUCCUCGAGUCUGUCCAGUCCUCGAGCUGUUGGUUCCCCAUGUCACCAGAGUGAUUCGAGUCCACAGUCUGAGAAACAGAUGUCACGGUCCUCACAGCGAGAAGGUGGAUCACCUAGAAAUAGUUUGGAGGUCUUAACACCAGAAGUUCCUGGUGAGAGAGACCGAGGCAACUGCAUUACAUCCCUACAGCUACAUCCGAAAGGGUGGGCUACCCUUCUUCGGUGCUCAAGUAAUACAGAUGACCAGGAGUGGACUUGUGUCUAUGAAUUCCAGGAAGGUGCCCCCGUGCGCCCUGUCUCACCUCGCUGCUCCCUGCGAUUGACUCACUGCAUUGAAGAAGCCAACGUUGGCCGGGGUUACAUCAAAGAGCUUUGCUUCAGUCCUGAUGGCCGGAUGAUUUCAUCCCCCCACGGCUUUGGGAUCCGCUUGUUGGGGUUUGACGCACACUGCAGCGAACUUGUUGACUGCUUGCCCAAAGAAGCUGGUCCCUUGCAAGAAAUCCGUUCCCUGUAUUCUCACAAUGAUGUGGUACUGACAACAAAGUUUUCUCCAACCCACUGUCAGAUUGCCUCGGGGUGCCUUAGCGGACGCGUUUCUUUGUAUCAGCCAAAGUUCUAGGCGCAUUGUACAUCAGCAGGACUUUCAAAUGUUUGUGUUCUAACUACUUCAGCUUAGUUGAAGUGUGUUCUUUUGGAAAUCCUGUAAAUCCAGAUGAGAUCAUAGUUUAUGUGGUCUCAGUACGUAAUAAUGAUGUGAGUUCCUGGUGCAGCACUGUAUGCAUUUCAUACCGCAUCUGCAAGUCAGGCUCCAUGCGUUGUGUUUUCAGCCUUAUAGGCAGACCUCAGCUGCUUCUGACCUUGUGCCAUCAAGUCAUCGUUCUGUUUGGUUUUGUACUGUAGUACUUGCUGGUAAUUUUCUUCAGCAUGACUUGAAGGGGGCUGUCUGAAAGAAACAUAGAUGGGAUGCAGGUAGGAGCUCAGCCACAAGUCACCCAAGCUUUCCUGGUGCAGCACCUCUCUGUUCCAGAGGACCUCUCCCUUGCUGAAGCUGCCAUACAGUGAUUGUUAGAUAUUGAGCAGGCUUUGUGUGUGCUAGAUUAGUUGGCACAAAAACACAGAAAAAAAUUGUUUUGCAUUAAUUUGUUCGGGUUUUUUUUGUGGUUGGCUAGAAAGUUAGUCAGCUUUCUGUAAUGUUUUGCUGUACUAAAAAAAUCUUUGUAGACUGUUUUUCCUUAAUUAUGUAUCUUGAUAUUAUUGGUAGAAGGAAGCGGCUCCCAGGUAACAGCAGUACAAUUAGGUGACAGCCCCAAGAUGCAACAGGGGAGGUUCAGGUUGGGUGUAAGGAAUAACUUCUCCAGAAGAAUGGCUGAAUGUUGGAACGGGCAAUGGCCCAGGGAGGUGUUGGGAUCACCAUCCCUGGGGGUGUGCAGGAGCUGUGGCACUAAGGAACACGGUCAGUUGGCAUGGCGGGGGUGGGCUGGGCUUGGGCUUGGGAUCUUAGUGGUCUUUUCCAAACAUAAGGAUUGUAUGGUUCUAUGGAUUGAGACAUAGCUGCAUUUUUUUCCUCAGAAUUGAAUCAGAAAUGCUUGAAGCAGAGUAGCAGGAGCUGAAUAGGUAAACCUCUUCUGCUGCAUCCACUGCACAUGAACCUUAGGGAAUGUUUCUUACAGUGUGUAUGAUUAGUCAGCAACUUUUAGUCCUCAGCCAGUAGGAUUUCUUUUGUGGGAAGCUUUCCACAUCAGUUACAUAAACCUUCAUCCUGUGUUGGAGAAUGAGCAGUGCAGAAUUUUUGCUUAAGGCCAUUAGUCUUCUAACUGUUCUGCACCUCAUGUUAUAACAGGAGUUCAUCUUGGGAGUGUCUGUAGCACAACUAGGUAAGUAUUUCUUCACAAGUGUAGUCAGUUUGGGAGCGGAUUAGAACCAUUCCUGUCUAAAGUAAGAUCUAAAGCGUGGAUUUAACUGGGGUAAUCAUAAAAUCUGAAAUGUGAUUUAAGGGUGAACGUUGGCAUACUAAGUACGAAUGCCAAGUUUUAACCCUUAGGUUCAUCACAGGCUCCCAGACACACGAGGUGGGGGGGGGGAUGUCCCCAUAAGCUGGCACAGGCUGCUCAAACACAUUCCAGAGGCUCCAUCUCUGGAGGUCCUCAGGGCAGCCUGGUCCUGUGGGAAGCAUCCCUGCCCAUAGCAUGGUGCUGGGGGCUGGGUGAUCGUUAAGGAUCUGUGCUACAAUUUUAAAUUUUCAGUGAAUUUUUAUUUAAAAAAAAAAAAACAAAAAAAAAAACAGAACAACCAACAGGAAAAAAAAGUCUUCAGUAAUGGGUGUUUGGUAAUCUGAGGACUGGUUAGUUACCUCCUGCGUUGGGUUUUCAGUACUUCUAGCGGCUGGCUGCUGAAGGACUGCCUUCAAGUAGCUUAAUGUACAGAACUCCCAUCAAAUUAUCAUCUCAGCUGGAGGAGGAGAGUACCCUUAACUAAUGUGCAGAGCCCGUGGUCUUCUCAGACAACAAAGCGUUAGAACAUUUGCAGACCUUCUGGGCUGUUCUCUUGUUGCUGAGACUGCUGCCUUGAACUCAGAAGAGCAUGGAUGAAGUGACAGAUGAGGGCAUGCCUUAUUUUCCAGAGCAGAGCACCAGUCUUGGUUUCGAACACUUGUCACUUUAGAAUGCUUUUGGAGCUGUGUGUGAGGAGCACAGUUCUCCAGAAGGAUGCUGUUUGUGUGCGUGCAGCUGAACUCUGACAUAACUAACCUUUCCCAUUUCUUUGUGGUAGGUUUUAGCUAGAACUGGAAGAUUGCAGUUAUUUGACUACUCUUUUUCAGCGGUACUCGGAAGUUUUCAGUCAAAUCUAAUAUACUUCACCUGUGAGUUUCAGAAAGCACUUGUAGAAACACUAUUAAAUGAUUUAUGAAUGGGAUGCUGUGGUGUUUCAGCUUGGUGGAAGGAGUGGUAUUCAGGUUUUGUCUUUCUGAAUCAUUACCUUGUGAAGAAAUUUGUUGCUGAGCUUUGGAUUCUCUCCAGUUAGCCAAAACAAGUUACCUUGUUGAAAAAGACAAAUCCUUAACCUUGCACCCUUAGAAUUCUGAAGGUCCCAGACCUGCCUGUCUCAAAUAUAGGAAAUCGUUUUAUAUGAUGUAUUAAAGUCUGCACUAAGAACAAAGUACAGCAGUGGCUUCACAUGUGUUUACUUCUGACCUCUCGAGCGUUAUAGCGCUUGAUAGAUUUUGCAGUUUUUCUGAUCAGGAUGGAGCUCCUUGAUUGUAAAGCAUGCAGAUACGUUUUUUUUAAAUGCAUGGUUUCAUAUUUAUUGAUUUCCACAGUGAAGCUUCACAGUACAGCUGGUCAGCAGAAGCAGAGAGGCUGCGUCACUGAGGUCUCUGCGUGGCACUGUCAGCUCACAGCGGUGUGUGUGGAACCAAACCAGUGUCUGAAGGUAGCUCUCCUUUUGUAAUAGUCCAGUGACUGUCUGUUGUAGGAGUAAAUGCAUUUCCCACCUGCUCCAUUGGAGGUUAGCCUUUGCAUCGUUGUAGCUCUGUUAUGAAUUUGUAGGAAAAGAAAAAGAAACCUUUAAGGGGACUACGAACUGGCAUCCAUGUCUGUGUACUUUUCCUGUGUGUGUAUUUCAGUAUAUCUGCAUCUACUGGGCAUCAUCAGUCCAACAGGGGUAGUUCAGGGAAAAACGUAACCUCCAUCAGAAUUACUGGGGAUAAAGCACAGUGAUACUGACACACAUCUGUUUGCACUCUUUGAGGCUUGGUAAGGACAAUUUGCCUACCACCAGAAUUGGAAUGUAAACGUCAGGUUUUUCUGUGUUUUUUUUGUUGUUGUUGUUGUUGUUUAUUUGGGCAACAGUGAUGUGCAGUAGGUCCCAAUACCACGAAACGUGGACCUGUUGCUCCAUAACUUGCCCUCUUGAAAGCUUUUAAGAAUUCUAGUUUACAAGAUUCUAAGAAGUAGGAGUAAAAGAAGGUUGAGAACCCUAAUAUUUUUGUCCUGCAAGAGAAAGAAACUUCUAAUUUCCUGAUCUUGGUCAAUGGUGCAUUUUCUUAUGCACUAGGUAUCUUCAUUUAAGUGUAAAGUUUUUAAUACUAGAACAAAUUGUGCAUGUAAAUAUUUUGAAAUACCUGAGAUUUCGUAGUAUGAAGUGUAGCCUUUUCAUACAAUAUAAAAGUAUCAGAACUGCUCUGAAUAUAUUGUACUUACAGCCGUACAGUAACUUACUAUUUGUGGAACGUUUUCCUUGCUUGCAUAAUAAAUUAAACAUUUAAUAACUCAGUGAAUUAAAAUCUAUUUUAAUGUAUUUGUCUUACACUGAGCUGUGUUCUGUAACACUCACUGCUUCUUGCCUAUUCACUGGAACUGAGGGGGAAAGAGCCACACUUGGAGUGACAUCUGCAUCUGUGUGUUUCCCUCUGGUGUUGGUUUAGCUUGAGCACAGCUGUAGGAUGGAACGUGUUCUUCCAAGAGCCUAGAAAGCCAGGCCUAGGUGCAGCUACAGUAAUUACGGAUGAUAAUUAUACAGAAGGGCUUGGGUUGGAUGGGACCUCGCAGCCUAAGCAGUUUCAUAGAUUCAGAGUAGUUUGGGUUGGAAAGGACCUUAAGAGAUCAUCUAGUUCCAGCCGCCCUAACCAACUGUACAUGGAAGUGCUGACAGCUGGUGAUGUUUGCAGAUGAGCUCUCCUGGCCUCCAGACAACAGCCUUGAAGUCACAUACCAUUUCCACUCUUGAAUGUCAGCAUGGUGUGGUUGUAAUCAGUUUGAUAGUAAUGGAAAACAGCCUUGAGCCCAGCUUGAAGUAGCUGAAGCAGCACAGCUGACUCUGUGCUGUCUGCCAGGAUGGCAACACAGCAUGCUCAGUGCACCAUGUUUCCCACAUCACUUUAAUUUAAGGUGUGUAGCCUGACAAAGCUCUCCCUCUUUACUCCAUACUCGUAUGUUCUUUAACAAGUAAAAGAUCUGUAAUUUGUUAAACAGACAAUUACUGUCACUGUUCUGUAGUUACAAAGCAAAACAGACUAUACUGGAACAGUGUUCUAUCAUGACAUACAUACACUGUUUUCCAUCUAACUUCUGCACAACCAGACAGCAACAGAUAAGGAUUGCAACUGUCAUUUUCCCAACUGUAAUUAACACCAUCCAUUAGUGAUAGCUUAGGUCAAACUGCGUAAACUCUUCAGAUUAUGUCUUCCAAGGGAAAAACAAUCUACUUUUUUUAUUCCAUCAAGGAGAGAUUAAAUAAAUUCACAACCAUUACACUGGUAAAAAUCAGAUUCUGACAGUAACAAACAUUCAAUAAACAUUUUAUUUCAAUGCAAAUAACCACAACAUUCAGAUAUAGCAAUGCUCAUUUGUGCUGGGCCCUUUUGGGCUGUGAAGCUAGGGACCUCAUUAGGAUCAUAAUCAUGACACACUGAUUAGAGCAAGUAUUUUGUGACAGUUUAGCAAACAAAAAAUAACCACCACUACAAAGCUUAUGAAAAGAGCAACUUGGUAAAAGUUUAUCCCCAUCUUUCAGAAUAGGUGGUGAGGUUGUUUUGUUUUAAUUUUUUUUUUUCUUUCUGUUUUUAAAUAUAACAUAAUGACAUAAAGUUCCCAGGACAACCAAGUGUUUUUCAUUAAGACCCUUUCCUGGUCUGGCUAUGCCUAUCCCCCUCCUGCUCCUUUCUCCAAGGCCUACAGCCUCACAACUCCCACCGCUCACAUCUGUAGGACACAGAACACACAUUUCUGUACAUCUUUAUCUGCACUUGCCCACAGAAGUCCAUCAGUGCUUCUCCAAGUGCUGCAUCAUUCCAAAGGUCAUCUCUGUCUGCCUCCUGGUACUACAAUCGCAGACUUCACCCCAGUGGGUAUUACCCAGGAAUUUAAUCCUGAUAGUGCUACAGUACAAUUCUGUCUUACAGAACUGUUAAACGUACACAUCAAGGAGACAGAGCUCCGGCUUUCCUGUAAAAAAAAAUCUUGUUGUGAUCAGUUAUGUCACAGCUCUGAUGAAACACCAGCGAUCUUCAAAAGACAAGAUACCUCUGUAGAAAAGAGCUGCCUGAGAACUACUUUCACAACAGGAAAAUACAGGAAAAUGAAC
Messenger RNA from Phasianus colchicus (ring-necked pheasant), 6902 nucleotides. RefSeq names its product DDB1 and CUL4 associated factor 10 (gene DCAF10). NCBI's taxonomy places the organism in Eukaryota, Metazoa, Chordata, Aves, Galliformes, Phasianidae. The record is from RefSeq and is a predicted model, not a curated record. Gene Ontology annotation, molecular function: protein binding. Gene Ontology annotation, cellular component: Cul4-RING E3 ubiquitin ligase complex.